AGGAGGAGGAGAUAGAGGAGAAGGUCCAUCGGGGCCGUUGGCUUCCGGGCGGCUCGCGGGCAUGUCGCCGACGACGCCGUCGCCGUCUCCCCUGCCGCCGAUGUCCCGCUGGUGAUGGCCGCCACGCUGAGAGUAGAGGAUGUCACGCCGCAAGCAGAGCAACCCGAAACCAUUGAAACGGGAGGAUGAGGAGUGGAGCGACUCCGAGAAGACGCCGUCCGUGAGCAGCGGAUUGGAGGGCGGCGGCUCGGCUGUGUCGAGUCCCACGGGUCAGCUCGUGGACGAGGACCUCGUCGCGCUGCCACCGCCGCCGCGACUCAACACCGUCGCCGGGCUCGCGAACCUGGCGCCGGAGGAUAUCCGACUGAGGCUCAGCGCCCUGCCGGAUGACGCGAGGAAGCGAUUGGCCUCGCUCACCGAGGAUUUCGAGAGCGCCCGCGCAUUGAGGGAGCAGCAGCGCAAUCAGCAGCAGGUGCCUUCACGGCCAAACUCAAUCCAGGAUUGCAGCCCGAGAUCCGCUGGCCGUGGCGAGAUCGUCGACGAGGAGGCGGGACCUCGCGAGGACGAGGGGAGCCUCGGUGGCCGCGCCUCGUCCUCGUCGAGCGGCUGCUCGGCCGCGGGUCGCCGUGUCAGAACGGACGCGCGCCGCGACUCGGACGACUCCUCUCGACCGGACGAGCCCGCCGAGACCAAGAGGCCGCGUCUCGAGGACGAGGUCGCUGCACCGAGACUGAGACUGAACGCUAGUCUGGCGAUGGACCCGGCCCUUAGACCCCAGGCCGUCGCCGCCCUCACCAUCAAGCCCGAGAACGCAGCCUCGCCACCCAACCCUACGGCCCCGCUCUCCGCUGGUCUUCAGAACGCAAUAGCCACGGGACGUUUGUUCGUCCUGCCGAAUGACAGCAAGGACAGCCUCGGGGUCGAAGGCACAGUGGCCCGUCCCGCAGCCCUCGUCUGUCCGCCCUGCGGCAUCCGCUUCAGCUCGGCGAGUACCUUGGACGCCCACCAAAAGUACUACUGCUCACACCGGCCUCGACUCGAGAGCGACAUCGAGAACAACGAGGAGGACGAGGAGAAGGGCGGGCCACCGGGCGCCGGUACCAACUGCAAAUUCGAGUCGCGGAAAGCCUACGCCUGCCCCCACUGCUCGUACAGCGCCGACAAGAAGGUCUCCCUAAAUCGUCACAUGCGUAUGCACGCGGCCUCGCCUGUCCAGCCGGUCCAGCAGGUCCUGGCGGCCCCGGCGAUCACGGCCAACUCACCACAGACGCCCGGACAGCACAACAGCGCUUUGCCCUCCAACGGCUCGCUCAACGAGGAGGCCGAGAGAUACUGCCGGAACUGCGACAUCAGGUUCAGCUCGCUCAAGACGUACAGGGCCCACAAGACCCAUUACUGCAGCACGAGGCAUGUGGUGAAGGACACGCCUCCGACUUCCUCGGCCAGUGCCUCCUCGAUCAAGGGCUCGCCCCCGACGAGCUCGAGCCCGGGCGACUCACCGCCGCCGCAGCCCUGCCUCGCCCUACCGACCAACCCCAUCCUCAUCGUGCCGUACUCGCUAGUGCGCGGAGCCUCGGUCCUGGCGGCGCCGGGACUCCCGGCUCCUGACACGCCCUGCUUUCUCCUGCCGAACGGCACCCUGCAGCCAAUGGCGCGCGGCCUCGCGAGCAGCGCAAGUCCCGCGACGACCCAGGCCCCGAGCCUCGGCCCGGCCAUGCCCCAGGGUGUCGUCAUGGAGUCACCCGCUGCCGGCCCCGUCGCCUCUAGCGUCCUAAGGGCGGCUAAUAAGCCCGCGACGCCCGCCCCCGUGGCCCCGGCGACCACCAACUCGCCCAAUUCCGCAGCCUCUGCGCCCCUCGACCUCAGCGUCCGAAGAUCACCGGAUCACGAGAAGGAGAAUCGAGUCUCGCCUCUGUCCUCGUCGCUGCCACCACCGCCAGGUAGUCCAAGGUCUAGAGGCAGUGCGAGUCCGCGGACGAGGUCCUUGCCGACGAUACAGGCGCCCGAGCGGAUCCCGCCCACGCCACCUACCGAGCUCGCGCUAAGACUUGCCGAGCUGCCGCCACCACCUGUUCCCGGAGUCCUCGUCAAGCAGGGCGUAUCCAGAUGCAAAGAGUGCAACAUAGUGUUCUGCCGCCACGAGAACUUCGUCGCCCACAAGAAGCACUACUGCCAGGCGCGCGAGAGCAGCGUGACGAGUCCUCCGCCACCAGGUACACCAUCGCCGCCCCUGGUCCAGCUAAUCUGCGCGGCCUGCGGCAUUAAGUUCGCUUCAAUGGACAAUCUCGUGGCCCACCAGGCGUUCUACUGUCCAAAACGUCCCGACUCCCAGGAUCAUCACUCCCGCUGCCCCAAAUGCAAGACGGCGAUCGAGCCUGGCGUCGCACACACCUGUACGAGUGGCCAGACGGGAGGAUGGCGAUGCCCGGUUUGCGGGGCCGUCAGCCCGACCGCUGGUGCGGCCCAGCGCCACAUGGAUUCCCACCAGGGGGUCAAGGCCUUCCGCUGCACGAUAUGCCGCUACAAGGGCAACACGCUCCGCGGUAUGAGGACGCACAUCAGGAUGCACUUUGAGAAACGCGGAGCCGACCUUCAGGAGGAGAAUUACAUAACGUGCGUGCUGGAGGACGACGUGACGGCGCCGACACCGGAGCCCGCGCCGGCCACGACUCCGGAGGAGAUCCCCGUAGACUCUCAGCAAGUGAACGGCAAGAGCGAGCCACCGGUGCGCAAAAGCCCCCAGCCGACACCGGCCAUCACGUCCCCGGCUGCUUCUCCCUCGCCAACCGUCGCGUCCGCCAUACCCGGCAAGGUGAAGCAGGAACGCGAGGACACGCCCCCGCCGGAGGAGAGCCUCGACGCGAGCAAGAGCGGCCCGCGCUACUGCCGCUCCUGCGACAUAAGCUUCAACUACCUGAGCACCUUUAUUGCCCACAAGAAGUUCUACUGCUCGAGUCACGCCGGCGAAGCUAGCAACAACAACAACAACAACAACAACAAUAACAACGCGGCAACGGCGGCAAACGCCCCAACGGCCACAGCACCCGCGGCUCGCACCGAAGCUUCUGUACUUUAAGUGCGCGUCACCGCCCUAUUUGUAUAGAUAUCUCUCUCG
This is a messenger RNA of Ceratosolen solmsi marchali, 3115 nucleotides long. RefSeq names its product Zinc finger protein ush (gene ush). Gene Ontology annotation, molecular function: RNA polymerase II-specific DNA-binding transcription factor binding. The record is from RefSeq and is a predicted model, not a curated record. Gene Ontology annotation, cellular component: nucleus. NCBI's taxonomy places the organism in Eukaryota, Metazoa, Arthropoda, Insecta, Hymenoptera, Agaonidae. The transcript is spliced from 9 exons. The coding region runs from base 140 to 3076 and encodes 978 amino acids. Gene Ontology annotation, biological process: cell differentiation; negative regulation of transcription by RNA polymerase II; positive regulation of transcription by RNA polymerase II.